GGUCCAUCUCUUCUGUUGCACCACUCUGUAUCAAACGCAUUCAGCUGCAGAAGGUUGAUAUAGACCAAUUUGAACGGCUUGCACACAAUACACGUAUGAUAAAGGCACCGGCAUGUCCACGACGCGUGUCAAAGGAUGAGUCUAAGCGUAAUGAAACCCAGACUGUCGAAUCCAUUCGCGAGGGGCUGUGUCUGUGGCCAUCAAGCGCGGCAACCAACACGCAGUGGAGUGCUAACCUAGGCGCUGCUCGCCACUACAGUGACGCAUAUGACUUUCUCAAAGACCAGCGAGGCAAUCUAGUUAGCUGGAAAGAUCGCGACAAUGCCGAGCUCAGGAAGGCAGUCCGUCAUCUCGAACGGGUCUUUUCGUCGCUUGCUAGGGCACAAGUAAAUUGGAUCUCCGUGGCCAUCUCCAGCAUGGUCUCAAGCAUCUGCAAUUUGCCGUACGUGAUGACGUCCAACAAUUACGCAACGGUUCCCUACGGACAACAGCGAUCGAGGCACAAAAAGCGCUUGGCAGGGGCAGAGGCAGUGCAGCAAGAAACCAACGACGAGAAAGUCACGCAGGUACGACAAGCACGACGCAACACACGAUAUAUCGAGCUUCAUCACGAGCAGGAUGACGACACGCAGGCGCGAACGGCAUGUCGCGACGCACAAUUCACUGCGUGUAACGAUGAACAAAACAACGACAGCGAUCGGGAGACCACACAGCCCCGUCGUACGGGCAAACGCAACCGGUCAAGGACGGCAAAAGCUCAGCUGCUUCAGGCUGUAGAAAAUGACAGGGACUGAAGCGCCGCCACUGCCGGCGGAAUGGAUCAAGCACGGAAAUGCAGCAAGCGUGCAAGACAC
Messenger RNA from Protomyces lactucae-debilis, 854 nucleotides. RefSeq lists its product as uncharacterized. Bases 96 to 794 code for a protein of 232 amino acids. The transcript is spliced from 2 exons. The record is from RefSeq and is a predicted model, not a curated record. NCBI's taxonomy places the organism in Eukaryota, Fungi, Ascomycota, Taphrinomycetes, Taphrinales, Protomycetaceae.